This is a messenger RNA of Guyanagaster necrorhizus, 1121 nucleotides long. RefSeq lists its product as uncharacterized. The transcript is spliced from 3 exons. The record is from RefSeq and is a predicted model, not a curated record. NCBI's taxonomy places the organism in Eukaryota, Fungi, Basidiomycota, Agaricomycetes, Agaricales, Physalacriaceae. The coding region runs from base 1 to 960 and encodes 319 amino acids.
AUGUAUAUCAAGGAUACUUGGAACUUUGGAGCCCAUCCACCGCUCACCUGUAUUCGUAAGCACCAGCGAACGCUGACGGUCGAGGUUGGGCAGCCUUUGAAGAAGUUUAGGUCCUCGAAGCAACUUACGAGAGUUGUCUAUGAGGCAUUUUUGGCUCAUGAAGAUGCCUUCACAUUGUGCGAAAUUCUUCAUCGUGAUGUUAGUGGGGGGAAUAUUUUGAUCGUAUAUGACAAGGAAACACCGGAAGAUGACCACGAAGGCGGGGGUCGUGGUUUGUUGAACGAUUGGGACAUGGCUAUUCGCAUGGCAGACUUGGACAAACCAGCGCGACAAGUCGAGCGCACGGGCACCUGGCAAUUCAUGUCCAUCGGUCUUCUUAGAAAUAGAAACAAGAAACACGAAGCACAAGACGACUUCGAAUCUUUUAUAUAUGUAAUGCUGCACCAUGGCCUCCGCUACAUGACCCACAGUGCAGUUGGUCCCGGUCUGCGGAACAUCAUUUCCUCUAUCUUCGAUAUUGCCAUAGAUGUUGGGAAUGGACAAUGGGUCGGGGCCCUCGGAAAGGGAGCUUUAGUGCAUGGUUUGGGACCCCUACCCCAAGAUUUUCACUUCGCUUGCGGUCCGUUCAAUCAGUGGAUCAAACAUACAAUCCAUGCCAUUAAGCAAUGGCAAACUGCCCAAGCACAACAGCCAGAGGUUAGCGCUGUCGCCUUGGACACCGAACCCGCUAUCGAUUUGAACAAGAAGCCUGUUUUUCACGAUCACAGUCGUCUCCGCGACUUUUGGCAAGCAGUACUGGAGAUGGAUGGAUGGCCCCGUAAUGAUCGCGCAAGGUAUCAGCUGGAGCCCAGAGGCAACAAGCGGCCAUCCGAGGACAGUGCCCAGCCUGCACCCAAGAGGCGAAAGUCAGGACGCUUCACAGCUGCGGCUGCCUCAGGUAAUGCGGCAACUCCAGCUUAGGGUGCUCGUUGUUAGACUUCCGACAGUAUGGAUUGUCGGGAUGUUCUCGUGCACAUUACUUUACACAGAUAGUAAGCCAUAUAUUGUAGAGUACACAUACCAUUGUAUUUCUAUCCUACUUGUAUACUUUUCAAAAACCUUUUCACGCCGGUCCCGUGUAU